Messenger RNA from Scophthalmus maximus (turbot), 2934 nucleotides. RefSeq names its product GID complex subunit 4 homolog (gene gid4). Bases 199 to 888 code for a protein of 229 amino acids. The record is from RefSeq and is a predicted model, not a curated record. NCBI's taxonomy places the organism in Eukaryota, Metazoa, Chordata, Actinopteri, Pleuronectiformes, Scophthalmidae. Gene Ontology annotation, cellular component: extrinsic component of membrane; GID complex. The transcript has 6 exons. Gene Ontology annotation, biological process: protein catabolic process in the vacuole; protein targeting to vacuole; negative regulation of gluconeogenesis.
AAGAAGAAGAAGAAGAAGAAGAAGCACCAGUUUUUUCAGCCAAUGAUCUUCGGGGAAGCUGUUGUCUCCAAUGAUGCUGCCGUGCGUCUCCGCAGCAUCCUGUCGGUGGGCGGCCGACGACACUGAGGGACGUGCUGUAGCUUAGGAACGAUGUGCCUCUGACAGACAGACAGACAGACAGACCCAGUCACAGAGUCCAUGACGGUCGCCGGCAGCGACACCUCGGCGCCCGUCAUGCCUGUCCGAGCGGAGUGCUGCAGCACCACCGAGGCGGCCUGCUCAUCCCCGGGCUCGCUUGUUCCGCCCGCCCCGAUCAGCGCACACCAGCCGGGGGCGGCCACCUCGCUGCUGUACAGCGGCUCGCAGUUCCGGGGCUGCCAGAAGAGCAAAGGCAACUCCUACGACGUCGAGGUGGCUCUGCAGCAUGUGACUGUGGAGGACUCAUAUUUGUGUGGAUACCUGAAGAUAAAGGGACUAACUGAGGAGUACCCCACUCUCACAACAUUCUUCGCUGGGGAAAUCAUCAGUCAAAAGAGGCCUUUCUUAACCAGGAAGUGGGACGCAGAUGAGGACGUGGACAGAAAGCACUGGGGCCAGUUUCAGCCCUUUUACAAAUACGCCAAAAGCUUCAACUCUGACGACUUUGACUAUGAAGCCCUGGACAACAGUGAUUAUGUCUUCAUGAGGUGGAAGGAGCAGUUUCUAGUUCCUGACCACACUAUCAAAGACAUCAGCGGCGCCUCCUUUGCCGGCUUCUACUACAUCUGCUUCCAGAAGUCCACGGCCACCAUCGAGGGGUACUAUUACCACAGGAGCUCUGAAUGGUACCAGUCUCUAAUCCUGAACCACGUUCGAGAACACAGUAUGGCCAUUUAUGAAUUUCGGUGACAUGAAAACCGCAGGAAUACUGAGUGAAUUAAAGGACAGUUUGUGCAGCCCCGUGCUCAAAUGGAACGGGAACCGACAGAGAGCCGUCUGAUGCAGAGAAUGGGGGGCCGUGACCUCUUUUUUCCUCACUGAGAGGAAACAAACGUAGGCAGACUCUCUGGUGGUGGAGUGAUGGAACGGUGGGUGCUGUGACACAGAAGACCCGAAGGCUGAAGACGAAUGGACGAGUUCUCACAGUUGCUGUAGAGCUGAUGUUUGCCUCCAUUCUUAAUUUUUUUUAAUUUGUCCUUUUGUUGCCUGCUUUUAUUUUCAAGUGUGUGCAGCAGAUUUUUUUUUUUACACCCUCACAGGAUUUGUCUCCCUGUUGGUGGACACUAACACAGUUCCAGGUUUCCUUCAGCGAAGACACUAUAAACAAAAUUGCUUUUUUAGUUCAAGAGUCGCUAAAAAGAAAAGUAUAAAGUAUAAAGAUGGGUGAUGUUCAGUAAAGAGUAUGUUUGCGAUAUCACAUUGACUCACCUUGAGUCUGACGGAGGGGGUCUUGCCAAAUUGUUUUCAAUAGAAGUAAUAAUGAGCAGUGAUCUUUCUUUCUGUGUGAUAUGAAGUAAUGGUCCGAUGAUCAGGGACGGUAUGAAAUAGAACUAGAAAUAGUCAUUAAUCACCAAUCAUUUCCAUUUCCAAGCUGCUGGGCUUGGACAAAAUCAUUAUCUCAACACAGUCUGUAAAUGGCUACACAACGAAUUCUCUCUAUGCAAGCCAAAGCUCGGUAAUAGAAAAUUAUUGUUUUAUAAUUUCUGUUCAUCUUUCAGAGUGAUAUAUUUAUUUUUUUAACCAAGAGGGGGGAAAGGCACAAUACGGCUGAUUGAUAGAAAUAAAUCAGGAGGCUUAGUUAAUUGCAAUGACCAGCAUUUAAAGCUCAGAUGUGACAGUUCUGUCUGACUCAUAAUUCUUUUUGAAACACAGGGUUUUUCAGGAUUUUAGGUCACAUGAACGGUGGACCAGAAGAAUAUAGAUUUCAUGAGGUUUGAGUGACUGGAGUCUUGAGUCUGUGGAUAAGUUUUGACAGAAGAAGAUAACAGAGAUUCAAGUAGUAUAAAGCUACAACUGCUCUGUACUUAGUAGAUAAUAUUAUGGAAGAAGAAGCCCGGGAGUGUAACGUUGGAAGAUGUGAUGGAGAAAGAAUGAAACCUCCAUAUGGGGAAAUAAACCUAUUGCCUUACAAUUAAAAAAAUUUUGUCCAAGUUACUUGACUUUUGUCAGAAAAUUAUAAAGUUAACAAUGUUUUAUUUGAAAGAAAUCAUGAACGUAUAUAUCGAUGUUUGAGAGGGUUGAUGUCAAAGUGAUCUGCCGGAGCGUGCAUGUCCUCUGGCUGCCUGUGUGUUGCUUGUAGCCUUUCAGCGAGCUCGUUGGCCUGCAGCAUGACGCGUUGACUGGAUGGGUUGACGUGGGAAUAGAGCUGCAACUAACGAUUAUUAUCAUUAUCGGGAGGGAAUUCACCGAAUGUUUGGCCACUGAAGUUGUUUGGCCGAAAAUAGCUGGAAAAAGCACUUUCUGUGUUUGGCCUUUGGGCAAGUGUUUUCAUUAUUUUCAGUUUCAGGCAACAAUUUUCAUUUGUGUUUUUUUUUCAUCCCUAAUUAUCGAUUAAUCUGUCGGAUUAUUUUCUCGAUUAAUCGACUCGUCAUAAAAUGGUGAAAAAUAGCCACUGUGUUUCCCAGAAAGUAUUAACAUUUAAGAAGCUGAAAUCUGAGAAUUUUUAGUUGCCGGAAAUUUGGUAGUCGAUCACUAAUUGAUGAAUUGAUUAAUUGUUGCAACGCUGUAAUUUCUUUUUAAUUAAGUGUAUUUGAACACGUCACAGUCUGAAUGACUGCUUGCUUCUUUUAUUAAUCACAAAGAAAUGUGCAAUGUAAGAAACAUGUUUGUUUGGGAGUGUGUUAGUGAAAGUCUUUUGAGUACAGCUGAUUUAUUUUUUAAAGUCAUGAUUUAUGAUAAAUGAUGACAUGAAUGCAUUGUGUGAGGAGAAAUAAAGAGAAAUAUUUGUAUUUUAAA